Messenger RNA from Rubroshorea leprosula, 5270 nucleotides. The record is from the annotation of a GenBank genome assembly. Lineage: Eukaryota; Viridiplantae; Streptophyta; Magnoliopsida; Malvales; Dipterocarpaceae.
GAGAGCAUCUCUCUCUGGAAUACUGAGUAUUGCUGACUUGAGCGUCGGAGUGUUUUCCCCAAGGAAACAACCUCGGGAGUUUCAGGUGUAGAAGCAGCUGAGGACUUCAACAGUGUUGGACCGCGAAGCUGCCGAAACAUUGGCGCCGUCUGUGGGAAACUCGAACAAGAAGUUGUGUGACUUAACCUGCUGAAAAACAAAAUGGUCCGUACUUUUACAAGAGGUCGCCCUCCAAGGCAUGACAUGGACGAACAGGAGGACGCCCAAGCAUCUGAGCCUGGCUUAAAUGAUUUUAGACCAAUGCCUAGGAACCUUUUUGUUGGGGGAGCAGAACAGGAUCACCUAAGCGAAACAGAUGAUGAUGAAAGAACACCAACUGGGUAUGCAACCCAGCCUGAACAGUUCCAAGUUCCAACAGGAACAAGAUCAAGACCUUCUAGACCAUACAAUUCACAGCGUGAACGACCUGAAAGGUCAACAAAACCUGCUCGGACUACCGAGCUCGAAGAGAGAACCAGAGUUCUCGAAAUGGCAAUGGGAAAAAUCCUUGCCCAUCUGAUUCCUGAUGACCCCCUGAUUCCCUUGUUGAACAGGGAUGCACAACCAGCUGCGGUUGUUGCAACUCGAAACUCCCCCGCUCUAAGCAACAUAGCGGUGCCAACAAGGCCAAGGGGAAGUGGAAAGCUAAAUAUCGAACCCAGCUCCUCCAAGCACAGCGAAGAACUGUUAAAGAAGAAUGCAGAACUUGAAAGGCAGCUACGAGAUGUACAAAAGUCUAUAGGCGAGCUGAAAAGUCCCAGGUCGUAUCAGCAAACUCUUGAUUUAGAUAGCGCCCCAUUGAACCUAUCAAUCACAACAGAACCGUAUCAAGAGGGAUUCAAAAUUCCCCAUUUAGAGACGUAUGAUGGCUCGGGCGACCCGGAUGAACAUCUGCACACUUAUCAAGCCAUCAUGAGAAUCCAAAACGCCAAUGACGCCAUGAUGUGCAAAGUGUUCCCAACGACACUUAAGACAACAGCCAGGAGAUGGUAUCACAAACUUCCCAGACAUUCCAUAGACUCGUACUCCCAGCUCGCCAAGCUAUUCUCCAACAAGUUUGCGAGCCAAAGGGAGAUUAAACGUACAGCGACUGAAUUAAUGCAGGUUCAUCAAAAAGAAGGAGAGUCUUUGAGGGACUACAUGCAACGAUUCAACAAAGCUACUUUAGACAUUGAUAACGUCCUUGAUACCAUUUGUUUAUCUGCCUUGUUGCAUGGCCUGAAGCCUGGCCGGUUUUUGGAUGACCUGUUGGAGAAUCCACCCAAGUCGUGGAAUGAAGUAAAUGACAGGUCGGCAAGCUUCAUACUGUCCGAAGAUUUUCAAUCUUCUAAGCGAAGGGCUGAUGACAGGCAAGGAAAAGAGCCCAAGCAGCCUGAAAACAGAGAUGACAAGAAGAACAGAAGCUCGUCACGAUCCCAGAUAUUGUCGCAGAUACAGCACUGGGUCAAGAGGCCCCCUCCACAAACGCAUGAUUCUUCACGAGCUGACAGAAGCAAAUACUGCGACUAUCACCAUGUAUACGGCCAUAACACAGAAGACUGUCAGAGUCUGAAGGACGAGCUCGAAUUCUUGGCUCGCAAUGGAAAGUUGGAGGGGUAUGUGCAGAAGCCUUUUGUUCGGCAACCCACUCAGACCCAUUUUGUACAAGAGUACGGCCGACCUCAAGCACCUGGGUAUCAUCUCGGCAGUAAUCCGAAUUCCUACCAGACAGGUCUGUACUCGUUUGAACCAAACAGGGCGUACAGAGGACGCCCGUUCAAUAGGCGUGGGCCAGGACAGAAAGCACCUACGCAGAACCAAAAAGACCACAGAGGAGUCGAGUACGGUGGAAUACCCCCACCAUCUGGCACAAUCAAUAUGAUCUCUGGUGGUAUACAUGCAGGAGGUCAAAGCGCCCGCGCCCGCAAGGCGUACGCUCGCCAGGUGAUGACAGUAAGUAAGAACCAGCCUCUUAAGCGUCCAUUUGAGGAGGCAGAAUGGGAGAAUGCGGCCAUAACGUUUAGCCCGACAGAUUACCAGCAAGCUGGAGAAUCUAACGUCGUGAUGCCUCAUGCGGAUCCUUUUGUAGCAACAGUCCAUAUAGGCAACCAUAACGUCAAUAAGGUCUUCAUUGACACUGGGAGCUCGCCUGAUAUCCUGUAUUGGAGCUGCUUCCAAAAGAUGCAGCUGAACCCCAGCUCGUUACAAAAAUAUGAAGGGCCUAUUUAUGGAUUCGACAAUCAACCUGUCUCAGUGGAGGGAGUAAUUACACUUUCCAUUUACGUGGGCUCGAAACCACGCUUCAGGAUGGCCUCAGUCAGCUUCCUGGUCGUCAAAAUGGAAUCAGCCUUCAACGCCAUACUAGGAAGGGCUACUCUGUGCGAACUGAAGGCUGUCAUCUCACAACCCCAUCUCUGCAUGAAAUUCCCAACGCCUCAAGGGGUGGGAGUGCUGAAGGGCAAUCAGAAGAUGGCUAGGGCAUGUUAUCAGGAUACGUUUAAGAAGGUUGAGCUCGCUGUAGCCCCAGGAGGAUCUGAAAGUAGUAGGCCGGCUCAGCCCGGCCAGCAGACAAUGAGCAUAUCAGACAUUGAACAUAGACCUGAGGGUGUCGAGCAGAAAGCAGAACCGGUGGAGCCAGUGGAAACCGUUCCUUUAAACCCUGAUGUGCCGGAAAUAACAGUAAAGAUAGGCACCAAACUCACAGAAAAAGAACGAGCAGAGCUUCUAGAGUUUUUGAGGGUCAAUCAAGAUGUGUUCGCGUGGACUACUGAUAAAAUGCCCGGCAUCCCGGCGGAGUUGACAGUCCACAAACUCAGCACAGAUGCCACCAGAAGACCGGUGGUGCAGAAACGUCGCCUUUUUGGCCGAGAGAAACAAGCCGCCAUAGACGAGGAGAUACAAAAGCUGUUACAGGCUGGUUUUAUUAGAAGAGUGGAGUACUCUGAAUGGGUGUCCAACCCUGUGCUCGUUAAAAAGCCAAAUGGCAAAUGGAGGAUGUGUAUUGACUUCACCAACCUCAAUGAUGCGUGUCCAAAAGACCCUCAUCCCUUGCCAAACGUCGAGAAAUUAGUGGAGCGGGCAGCUGGGCAUGAAUGGAUGAGUUUUUUUGAUGCCAGCUCGGGCUAUCACCAAGUUCAGUUGCUGUUAGACGAUCAGGAGAAAACAGCUUUCUACGCUGGUGACGCUAUCUAUUGUUAUGUGAUGAUGCCAUUUGGCCUGAAAAAUGUUGGCGCUACAUAUCAGAAGCUAGUGCAAAUCAUCUUUAAGCUCCAGAUCAAUAGAAACAUAGAAGUGUAUGUAGAUGACAUGAUAUGCACGUUUGUUGUAGAAUCAGGAAAAUUCCUAGGGUACGUGGUAACCAAGAAAGGAAUUGAAGUGAACCCAGAGAAGGUUCUGGCCGUUCAGCAGAUGGAACCUCCCAAGACUGUAAAGGAUGUACAGCGCCUGACAGGUCGUGUAGCCGCGUUGCACAGAUUCAUAGCCAAGUCGGCGGAACGAUGCCUGCCGUUUUUCAAAGCUCUACGAGAGCCUAAAAACUUCCAAUGGACUAAUGAAUGUCAACGGGCGUUUGACGAGCUCAAACAGUAUUUGGCAUCAGCACCCUUACUGUCUAAACCUGUCGAUGGGGAAUGCUUAUAUCUUUACCUGGGGGUCACAGAGGAAGCGGUGUUACAAGGUGCAAAGCAGAACUACCCGUUGGCAGAAAAGGCCGCAUUUGCCUUGGUAUACACAGCUCGUAAGUUGAGGGCUUACUUCCAAUCACAUCAGAUUGUUGUCUAUACUGACUUGCCACUGAGAAAAAUACUGCAAAAACCUGAACUCUCUGGUCGGCUUAUCGGAUGGAGCGUUGAGCUGAGUGAAUAUGACCUCAAAUUUCAGCCACGCACAACCAUAAAAGGCCAGGCCGUGGCGGACUUUCUGGUGGAAUGCAUCUCAGCGACUAGGGAAGAAAAAGCACCUGAACACCCAGUAUGGGUUUUGUAUGUUGAUGGAGCUGCUAACGAUAAAGGGUCAGGUGCUGGGGCUGUGUUGAUAGGCCCAGAUGGCUUUAAAUCUGAGCAUGCAUUACGGUUUAAGUUCCAGACCACUAAUAAUGCUGCUGAGUAUGAAGCCCUCAUCUAUGGUUUGAAAUUGGCGUCCGAGCUAAAGGUACAAAGCAUACAAAUUUUCAGUGAUUCUCAACUCGUGGUGGGCCAAGUGAAUGGCAGCUGUGAAGUUAGGGAUCCCCAACUUGGCCGUUACACUUCUGUGGUCAACAGACUGAAGUUAAGAUUUGCUUCAUUUCAGAUUGACAAAAUACCAAGAGCUGACAACCACCGAGCUGACGAGCUGUCAAAGUUGGCCUCCUCGCAGGACAUUAACCCUCGGAGAUCAACAAUUGUCGAGGUACUCGACGCACCGAGUUACACUGAUUUCACAGUCAAGUGUCAACUGCUAAGCACUGAUCCCUCUACACAGAGCUGGACCACCCCACUCAUAAAUUAUCUGCGAAGUGGCGAACUACCUGAAGACCAGUCCGCUGCAAAAUUGACUAAGCGCAGGGCGGCACAUUUCACUUUAUUCGGCAUACCUAAGCGGAUUAUCGCCGAUAAUGGGCCACAGUUCCGAGCAGCAGCACUUAGAUCGUUCUGCAACGACUAUGGCAUUGAGCUUUCCUUGACGUCCGCGUACACUCCGCAGUCAAACGGCUCGGCCACGGGCGAAACCCCGUUCAGCCUGGCAUAUGGAGCUGAGGCCGUCAUCCCUGUCGAGAUCGGGCUACCAUCUGCUAGAUCAGAUCGUCAUAACGACCAGAAUAAUAGGCAACUCUUAAGGGAGAACCUAGAUCUGGUGGAUGAAGUCAGGGAAAUGGCUCGAAUUAGAAACAUGGCACACCAAAGUCGUGUUGCAAAAUUCUAUAACAAAAGAGUUCGAGCUCGACAGUUUCAGGUCAGCGAUCUGGUUCUACGUAAAGCUGGACUAACCAAUGUCUACUCACACAUGGGCAAACUCGCUCCUAAUUGGGAAGGGCCUUAUAUGGUUAUUUCCAUUUGGCGACCUGGGUCUUACCAGUUGGCAGAUUCUCAAGGUCACCCAUUACCAUUUAUUUGGAACAUACAUAAUCUUAGGAAGUUUUACAGUUAACGUGUAUCUUAUUAAUGUUCAGGUCGUUACUGAUCGUUUGUAAACAGUGAUUCGUUAACCAUUCAGCACAGAAAUCUUGAAACGAAAGAUUCGAAUUUGUAUUUCAUCAAUGAAAUUUUACAUGUGUA